AUGAAUCAACAACAUAGAAUUAUUUUUGCUGAUCCAAAUAGUCUUAUACCGAAUGAAAAUGAUAUACAUAUAAAACAAAUCUGGAUAGAUAUUUAUAAUGAGAAUUUAAAUACCGGUGCUGUUCAAUCUAAUGGUACUAUUUCAUGGGAUUGCCCAUGUCUAGGUACACAAGCUAUUGGACCUUGUUCAAGUCAAUUUCGUGCUGCAUUUACUUGUUAUCAAAAUAGUAGCAAAGAACCGAAAGGAUCUGAAUGUAUGAUGGAAUUUAUGAAGAUGCAAAAGUGUUUUACACAAUAUCCUAAAUUAUAUAAUAAUAACAACAACAAUGAUUAUUCUAAUAAAAUAAAUAAAUCAGAAAAUGAAAUAGAAUCAAAUACUAAACUAAUGGAUCAUCCAGAAGCACGUCGUCAUCGAUUAAAUGAAGCAAAAAAGAAAAACUUAGCAUGA
Adineta steineri is the source of this 447-nucleotide messenger RNA. The record is from the annotation of a GenBank genome assembly. Lineage: Eukaryota; Metazoa; Rotifera; Eurotatoria; Adinetida; Adinetidae.